CAAACCAUGCACUGUCCCGCAUUCAUAGUUUAGGAAUCGGAUGUUGCCAUGGCGACGAGACAAAAGCAGGGGCUCUUUAAGCUGCACUGGAGCAGGCAGGAAGACGGAGCAGGACACAGGAAACAAGCCUCCUCACUCAGAAACACAGCAUGUACAUCAAAUUCUGUCGCUGGGAUGUUGAGGAUAAAAAAGAUGAGAACUUAUCCGCCAAGUUAUCUGUGGAGCUGGAGGGGGAGAAUGGGAAAUGGACUGAAGGAAAGGAACGUCUGUACCGUUUCGGCUGUUUGCUUCUGACUGUGCUUUGCUUUCUGCUCCUGCUGGUCGUCGUCUUCCUCAGCAUGAAACUCCAAUCAGGAUCUCCUUCCUGCCCCACCCAGAUGUGCCAGAAGAUGCAAAACAAUUAUCUCAACAGCCAGCAGUGCUCCAAAGGCUGGAUCCCCUUCGGCAAAUCGUGUUUCUUCCUGUCCACCACCAGGCUGACGUGGGAUGAAAGUCAGAAGAACUGCAGCUCCAGUGGUGGAUCUCUGGCUGUCGUCACCACUCGUAGCGUCCAGAAUUUUCUAACUGACUAUGGGAAUGUGAAAUACUGGAUCGGACUGAGACACGACAACAAUGCCUGGAACUGGGUCGACAACAAACAGCUAGAGCAGAGUUUCUGGGCAAAAUCUACCCAAAAUGGAGACUGCGCCCUUCUGAGCAGUGAGGAUCCAGUGGAGACGAACUGGGACAGAGCUUCCUGUUGGGCCGCCACAUAUUUCAUCUGCCAGCAGCAUCUCUGAUCACAUCCCUGUUUCCUGAUCAAAAAUUUCAACUUCAACUUUUCAAUAAUGCAGCAAAUGAUUUGUUUUCCCAUAUUGUGCUCCUGUCAGUAUCCAGAAAGAAAACUGUCUAUCAGAUAAAAUGAGCCUAACAGAA
This is a messenger RNA of Nematolebias whitei (Rio pearlfish), 915 nucleotides long. RefSeq lists its product as uncharacterized. The transcript is spliced from 6 exons. The record is from RefSeq and is a predicted model, not a curated record. The coding region runs from base 150 to 779 and encodes 209 amino acids. Lineage: Eukaryota; Metazoa; Chordata; Actinopteri; Cyprinodontiformes; Rivulidae.